Megalobrama amblycephala (Wuchang bream) is the source of this 2264-nucleotide messenger RNA. It is a transcript of the gene slc49a3, whose product is annotated as solute carrier family 49 member 3. The transcript is spliced from 10 exons. Gene Ontology annotation, molecular function: transmembrane transporter activity. Lineage: Eukaryota; Metazoa; Chordata; Actinopteri; Cypriniformes; Xenocyprididae. Gene Ontology annotation, biological process: transmembrane transport. The record is from RefSeq and is a predicted model, not a curated record. The coding region runs from base 344 to 1804 and encodes 486 amino acids. Gene Ontology annotation, cellular component: membrane.
CGGCGCUAUGACAGUGAGCCCCGGGUUGAAGGGAGUGGUGAUGUGAUAGUGGAUUGGAUGUUGUAAUGUUGAAGCCGCCUAACAACUCUCAUUCACCGGUUUACUUGGCUGACAUGCGAAACCAAAACCACAACAAUGGUCUGGUUUUUUUAAAGAUAGACGUGCUCUUGAAUUUAAAGAGUUCACUGCCUGGAAACUCUUGGAAAUGAAACUGUUUAUUUGUGAUUUGCGUAGAUUGUUGACAGAAUUGUUUUGGAACCAAAUGGAUACACCGCCCAGGACGGUUUGAAUUUUGAAGAGUUUUUAAAACUCUUCUAAUGUGAUCUGCUUGAGGUUUGUCAUCAUGGAUGAUGGAAGCGCGGAGACUGAAGCGCUCAUCGGAAAUUCGAGUGAAGAUGUUCGGUCUCACCUGGACGGAAGAAACGCUGCUGCUGAGUUCAAAGUUUACAAAAGAAGAUGGUUCAUCUUGUUUGUUCUCUGCCUGCUAAACUGUUCUAACGCAAUGUCAUGGCUGACCUUUGCACCUGUGGCUGACCAGACAGCACAGUAUCUGCAAGUCUCUCUAAAUCUGGUCAACUGGCUGUCGUUGGUCUAUGUACUGGUUGCUAUUUUCUUCAGUUUGAUCACAACAUGGGUGCUGGACACACUGGGACUGCGCUUCUCGCUAAUCAUGGGCUCAUGGCUCAAUAUGUUGGGCAGUGUCCUGCGUUACAUUGGCGUGCUGAAAUGCAUCCCAGAGUGGGCCGUGUUCCCUAUGGUCAUGGGAGGCCAGACACUGUGUGCCUUCGCCCAGCCUUUGGUCAUCUUUGCCCCCACCAAGCUGGCAGCUCUGUGGUUCCCUGAUCACCAGAGGGCCACAGCUAACACGAUGGCUUCCAUGGCAAAUACUGUUGGACUGCUCUUAGCGAAUAUCUUCUCUCCCAUGAUAAUUAGUUACACCAAUAAUCUUGUUAUGCUGCUCUUUAUAUAUGCUAUACCUGCCACCAUAGCCUGUUUCCUAGCAACAGUGGGGAUCCGUGAACGCGUUCCCCCGACACCCCCCUCUGCCAGCGUGGUGACCUCCAGCUCUGAACCUUUUCUACAGGGAGUGAAACUGCUACUGACGAACAAAGCAUAUAUGGUCCUGCUGGUGUGCUUUGGUUCGGGAAUAGGAAUAUUCACUUGUUUUUCCACGUUGCUGGAGCAGAUACUUUGUGUUAAGGGCUACUCAAAUGACUUUGCAGGACUCUGCGGUGCAGUUUCCAUUGUUUUCGGUGUUCUGGGUGCCUUUCUCCUGGGCCUGUACGUGGACAAGACCAAGAAUUUUACAGAAGUCACUAAAAUAAACAUGUGUCUGACAUCUCUGGGCUGCUCUGUUUUUGCUGUGGUUUCCCAGUUAAGUGACCAGAAGAUCAUCAUUGGUGCAGUAUGUGCCUGGUUUGGUUUGUUCGGGUACUCUGUAUAUCCCAUCGCCAUGGAGCUCGGAGUUGAAUGCUCGUACCCUGUGGGCGAAGCAACAUCCUCUGGAUUGAUCUUCAUAUCUGGGCAAAUUCAGGCCGCCCUGUAUAUGCUGCUGCUUCAAGCUCUGGCCAAACCAAUGGCAGAUUCUCCAUUAUCUGUAUGUGCAGCUGGAGCGGAUGACAAUUUGAGCUGGACAGUGCCAGUGCUGGUGAUGGCAGGCCUGUGUGCUCUGGGCACCUGCUGCUUUGUUGGCUUUUUCCACACGGAUUACCGGAGACUCCGUGCGGAAGCCACAGCCUCACCAAAGACAGUGACAGACCAGUCAACAGGAGGAGACACCUGGGCAAACAGCACAGAUGCAUAAAGAGACGGGCUGAUCGAACAGGGAGAGAAAGCUCUGAUGACAGUGGUUACGCACACUUUAAAAAGACUUUUACCUCAUUAACACUGAAAAGAUGUGCCUUAAAUGCUAGUAUGUUUUACUUAAAAGUGGUACUAUCUCAACCUCCAUUAAUGUUACAUAAAACCUCAUUACGCACAAAAGCAUUUCUGUUUCUGUUAAAGAGACAGAAUAGAUUAAGGUACAAACUUUUAACCAAAACCAAAUGUUUUUAUUGCAAAAUAAGGGCACAUUUCUAACUGUUAUUAAACACAUUAUUAUUACUUUUUUUUUUACAAUAUUUUAUGAGUCAAGUAGGAAGUUUAUAGUAAACAACUAAGGCUAUUAGUUAUUUUAUGAAAUUAGAGAUAUAUUUGAGUGCAAUAAAAUGUCUAUAAGACUUACUUUCUACCUUAAAGAGAGAGUUCACCCAGAAAUGAAAAUU